AUGACGUCCGUGCUACAUCAAGCAGGGCUCGAUUUUUACACUGGCGGAUACGGCCUUUUGGAUGCCGUUGACUUUUCCAAUAACUCGCAGACCUUCGCUAUGGGCAACUACCUGUUGUACUUUCUUCUGAACGAAGACAAUCUCCAGACGAACUGCUCUGUCUACUCCUUGACUCUGGGAUCCCUACGAUACGAAGAGUACUUUACCGGCCGCUGGCUGGAGAACAUCACGCUGGACUUUCUACCGGCUUACUAUGUCACCAACUGCUCCAUUACCAAUCUUCAGCGGGAACUAUCACAUCUCCUGUUCAACGAAAGCGACGUCGAGCGCUGGCUAGACGACUACAACAAUAAUCCUUAUAAUGUUUCCGAUAACGGCGACUCCUUUGUUGCGUUCUUGUUCAUGAUCCUGGGCCUGUGCGUGCUGUGCUGGAUGCUCAUAUUGCUCUUCCUUCUUUCGCCCAACCACAAGCGCAAGCCCAUCAUGACGCAAAUUGCCACGGGCGUCUACUCGAUAGUGUUAACCAUUCUUUUGGCCCAGGUGACCCAAGCGGCCCGCAAGCAGUACUACGAAGACUCCCUCGAUAUGAUCCACAUUCUCCUGCUCGUCAACGACAGGCGAAAAUACCCCAUCGCCUUAAUCAUUUCACAGUUCCUUACGUGCUUGGCUUUCUUCCAGCUCGUGGUGAAAAUGACGAAGCAGCGAUACAAGUUCUACAACGGCCUCAUUGGUGCGUGCUUGAUCCUAAUGUACAUAAUAGUCGACGCAGUCGAUUUGGGAAUGGCAAAGAGCUAUUUUGACCGAAUGGCUCACAAACAAAAUGAAUUCAGAGCCAUUUUCACCGUCGUUCUCAAGGUCUUGUUCAUAUUCUGGAUCAGCGUAACUUUGGGCUAUCACACGUUCCGCGGCACAGCUUCCAGUCCGAGACAGGUUUCCUACUCCAGAAGGCUUCUCCCAUUGGCGAUCUUCACCUGGUUCAUGGUUGGCCUCCAUGUCAUCAUCACCAUUUUGAUCGCCAGCUUGUGGGAGAACAAAUGGCUCGUGACUUCGUGGAUCACCUUCUUGCCAUACUUGCUUGAGAUGUAUAUUCUCACCACCGCCUGGGAAUGGUUCUAUUCUAUUCGUGACUUGGAGCUGCGCUUGGAACUUAUUGGCAUGCUUGGAAGGAAGAUAUCCCUCGAUGAUGUCAUGACUUUCAGCAACUCAUACUUCUCCAAGCCCACCACUUUCAUUAGUACCCUUACAUGGCUUUGGAACAUGAUAACAUGUAAGGCAACUCCCGUGUCUGACGAAUCAAAGGAAGUUGCCACGAGCAUGCUCAGUGAAACCUCAUCCACUGCUGUCAACCGUACCCCUUCAGUGACUCAAAAUAACUCCCGGGAUGCAGAGUUAGAUCUUGGAGAGGCUAACAUUGGUGAGGCUAGGGACGCUUUGUACUUUGACAAUGUCGGAGACGAGCGUGACUCAGUGAAUGAUGACACACAUCACGAUGACAGUGACGAUUAUGGUGAUGGAGGCUACGAGGUACAAUAUAUUGAUGAUGACGAAGCUUGGGAACGGGCAGGCGGUGAUGGACCCGCCCACCAUACCAACACAAACGAUAUCCUAGGGGAGCCACAAGAAGGGUCCUCUAGGUCCCGCCAGAAUGUCGCUGAUGACAUACUAGGCACACAGUAUAACGACACUAACGACACUAACGAUUUUAAUGAUCUGGAUGACGACAAUGCGCUACCACCGUUCCAACCUUUGCCUGGUUUCAGUCGAGAUGACUAUUGGGAUGACAAGUGA
Molecule: messenger RNA, 1788 nt
Organism: Candidozyma duobushaemuli
Lineage: Eukaryota; Fungi; Ascomycota; Pichiomycetes; Serinales; Metschnikowiaceae
Gene: DFG16
Product: Dfg16p
Exons: 1
Coding region: 1-1788 (595 amino acids)
Biological process (GO): cellular response to pH
Cellular component (GO): plasma membrane
Source: RefSeq, a predicted model, not a curated record